AUGUCUUCGAUAAAGAGUUAUCUUCUUAAUUUAAAUCUCCUUUCAUUAUCUAAUAACAAUCAUGCACAGAAAGCUGGACAACAACAACAACAACAUACUCGAUUGAAUAUAAUUUGUACACGAGUUUAUAUUUUAUUCAUUGUAAUGGUACUCUUUUGUACUGGUCUUUUUUUAUUUUUGGUCGGUCAAACGCAAUUAAUUCUCAUUCGGAAUCCAACAACAGAACAAUUUGAAGAACUUCCUCCGAACACUAAAUGUUCUUGUUCACAAAUUUCGAUUCCAUAUGGAAAAUUUACUUCACUUCAAGCAACUUUUCAUCAAGUUUGUUCAAGUGAUUUUGUUACUGAUCGGUGGAUUAAAGCAAUUAAUUUUGGUGAGAAUACCACUUAUUUCUCCACCUAUGACUUUCGUACAUAUGGUAGUGCUCAAUUUCAAGCACUGGCAGGAUUUUGUCGUUUGUCGAAAUCGAAUAGUGAACAAAGUAUUUCAUUUUUUAGUUUAAAGUCAUUAUUAAGUCCGGAAGUUCUGCCCGAAAAUGUUUUUCAAUCACAAACUCAAUCAUCAAUAGAUCAAUUUCAAUCACGAGCACCAAAUACUUUCAAUUCUCAACUAAGAUUAAUCCAUCAGAUGACAAUGAAUAAUGAAAUAACAUCUGGUUUGUCGAUCAAUUUCUAUUAUCGAUUUUCUGUUCAAUUCAGUGUUAUAUCGUAUGUCAUUAUACAAAAUGGAUAUUAUCAAAUAGAUGGUCCUGUAUGUUUUUGUGCUGCCGAUAUUUGUAAUGCAUCUCAGUCAGCAAUUCACAAUGUAUUUGCCGAAUCAAAUCAAAUAGAUAUAGGACAUGUCCUAUGGAUCUUACCGGGAAUAUCAUCAGGCUGUUUGCCAACACAAACGCUUCUUGUAUCCACACUCGAGUGUUUCUACAAUCAGACCUGUCUAGACAGACUUAUGUUUUAUAUUCCUACAAAUGAAAAUUUUCAAGCCAUGAAUAUACUUAAGUCAACAUUAUAUCAACCAAAUUCAACAGUCCAAUCAAUAGUAAAUAAUCUUAUGAUAGAAGAUUGGGCAAACAAUAUUUCCUAUGAGGAAUAUUACUCUGAAUGUUCACCAUCUUUAUGUACUUAUUUUCAAAUAUCUCGACGAAGUUUUAUUUUUAUAUUAACAAAACUGAUCAGUUUAUUGGCUAGUUUGGUUCUUAUUCUUGGCAUAGUGUUUUCACUUACUAUUCAACUUAUUCAAAGAUUCCAAGAUAAAACACCAAGACCAAAAACUUCAUUCUGUGUUCAUUUACGUCAAUGGAAAGUAUUAAUUCAGCAGAAAUUAAUUGAAUUGAAUAUGUUUCGGAAGUAUGCGAGUACUGACCGACAAACUCAAUAUCAACGUUACGCAACACGAUUUUAUUUCAUUUUAAUUAUUAUUUCAAUGGCAAUUAUAAUUCAUUAUAACGCCACAAAAAUAUCAAUUCAGUCAAAAACUAUUCAUAAUCCAAGCCAAUCUCAAUAUAUUGAACUUCAACAAGAAUAUUCUCGUACACUUUCAUGUUCAUGUUCGUCUAUUUUAAUGCUUUAUUCGAUCUUUAUUACCCUUCAGCCAUACUAUCAUCAAUUAUGCUCAAGUUAUUUGGUUUCCAAAGAAUGGAUAUAUUAUAUACGACAAAUUAACAAUACACAAGGCUUUAACGCUUUCGAUUUUCAAGCCACUGCUCCUUCUCAGUUCCUUUCAUUAUCAAUGUUUUGUCAACAAGCUAAACAAACUGUUGACGAAGCAAGUGAUAUCUUUCUGCAAACAAAAUUUAUUAGUUCACAAGUUAUUUCUCCACAAUCAUUUGAACUUCAAAUCAAUUCAUCGAUCGAAGAUUGGAAAUCAACAACGAUCAAUACAUUCAUAAGAACGAUUCAGUUAGUUCGUGUUACAACACAAGGUAAUCAACUGUCCAAUAAUCUCAAUUCCGUUACCUAUCGGGAUGCAAUCAAGAACAAAAUUAUCAGAGUACCAUUCGCCUAUUCCGAAUGUAACUGUGCUCUAUCUGCAUCAUGCCGUCACUCGAUCAGUUUGCCUUCUUCGAAUGAACCGUAUUUAAUUCCGAAUUUGUUUGCCGGUUGUUAUCUCAUUGAAGCAUUAUUUGCAUCAACAUUGGAAUGUUUUUAUAACAUAUCAUGUAUAUCGAAAAUUAAUGAUUUUUUCUCAUCUUCAUCAGAAACAUUUAAUUGUUCUCUUCUCGACGCAAAUUUGAAUGUUCCGAAUGAAACUAUUGAAACGAUCGUCCACCGAUUAAUGAUGGAUAACUGGAUAUCAAAUAUUUCGUUUACUUCAUAUUACAAUCAAUGUGCACCAUCAUUAUGUACGUAUCAAUAUGAAGACAGAAGUGCUUUCUAUGCCGUUAUCAGUGAUAUCGGUCUUAUUUAUGGUGGUUUGUCACUUGGGUUGAAGUUGAUUAUUCUCAUUGGACUUUACUUUAUUGAUCUAAUCAUUCAAAAUGAUUUCUUUCAUUCCAGCCUAUUACAAACAAUGAAGCAUAUAUUCAUCUGUAGAACUGAACAUCAGAUGAUUGAUCGAUUACAUUUAGUUUUAGUUGCGACCACUCUAUCAAUUCUCUAUACAUAUUCGGCUUUUACUUCUCAAAUAACAACUGUUCAGAUUCAAAAACCAUCAUUAUCUAUAUAUGAAAACUUAAUUCAACAAUCAUUUGAUUCACUUGAAUGUCCUUGUUCACAAAUCUCAAUUAAAUAUAAAACAUUCCUCAAUAUUACACCGAGUUUCCAUCCAAUUUGUUCAAGCAAUUUGAUUGCUAAGCUAACUAGUUCCGAACUUUUCUAUAAUUAUACUUAUACAAGAAUCGUUCCUUCGAGUGAUUUUCUCUAUUCGGCUAGUGCACAAUUUCAACUUCUUGCCUCGUUUUGUGAUUUAUCUCGAGAAACAGUUCUUAAUUUCUUGGUGGAACUAGGUACAAGUGAUUUGAUCAGCACACAACUUUCAUUAUCAACUGCAUUCAAUGAUCAAAUUCAACGAACGGUCAAUGAUUUUCAACUCACCAUGCCAGAAUUAUUUGUCAAUACUCUUUCAUUAAUUCGGGAAAUAACAGGAGCGAAUAUGUUAACGAAUACGUUAUCUACGAAUUGGAUCUUCGAUACUUCAUCUGGAAUCAUUAAUGGAUGGACUAUGCAUCAGAUACCAUUAAAUUAUGAUGGAUGUAGUUGUGCAGUAUCAUCAAAAUGUGUUUCUCCAUCUGGAGAAGGAAUGUUCGCAGGUUGUUAUCCGUUAGAAUCGAUUUUACAAUCAACACUUGCAUGUUUUUACAACCAAAACUGUCUGGAUCAACUGUUCGAUGGUACUGUAAUAAGAAAUAUUUCUGCAUUGACGUCAAGUCGUUUUUCAUCAAAUGCAACAUUUGAAUCGAUUGUCAACGAACUGAUGAUUGAAAAAUUAACGAGCAACAUGUCUUAUGAAUUGUAUUUUGAUGCAUGUGCACCAUUAUCCUGUGUUUAUUCAUAUGUGAACAAUAAUCAUGCCAUCGAAGCAACAACAACAUUGAUUGGCCUUUAUGGUGGCUUAGUUAUUAUCUGUCGAUUAAUUGCUAUUUUGAUUGUGAAAUAUAUUCUGCAUAGAAGACACAAAGUUACAACCGGUGCCUACGGCCAAUAG
Molecule: messenger RNA, 3639 nt
Organism: Adineta ricciae
Lineage: Eukaryota; Metazoa; Rotifera; Eurotatoria; Adinetida; Adinetidae
Source: the annotation of a GenBank genome assembly